UACCCAUGCUGCCACCGUCCGCGGCCGGGGGCGGCCACUCGACGGGAGAGGAGCGGAUGGAGAGAGGGGCAGAGGAGCGGGAGAGAGGAGAGGAGCGGCGACCUGAGCUGGGCGGCAGCAACCAGUUUACUCUGGCCGGAUCUCUGCAGCACUCGGUGGCGCUGCUGCUCAAUGCACAGCUGUCUCUGGUGAACGCGGCGCUGUUGAACCACCUGCUGGUCGACCUGUCUCUGAUGGAGCACCUGGUCACCCUGCGCCGAUUCCUGCUGCUGGCUGAUGGGGAGUUCGGCUCCCGGCUCUGCAGUCAGCUCUUCCACCUGGUGGGCACCGUGCGAACGCCACACCAGCUGCUGAGCCCCGCUACACUCAACUCGGUGCUCAGUGAGGCGCUGAGCGCUUCUGUCUGGGGCGACCACCCGCUCACCGAACGGCUCAGCUUCGUGGCGAACGAGGUGCCUGACGUGCUGGACAGAUCCUCGCCGUCAGUGCUCACCUGUCUGGACAUGGAGUACCGCGCCGGCUGGCCCCACUGCCUGGUACUCACCGACCAGUGUCUGGCGCGCUACAAGGCCAUCUUCCAUCUGUUCCUGCAGCUGCGCCGUGCUGUCUGGGCGCUGGAGCGCGCCUUCAGCCUUCUGAAGGCGGCGGGUGAGCUGUCCCCGUCGGGCGCCAGCGGCGGGCCGCAGGUUCAGCGCCUGCAGCUGUGCCGGCACGAGAUGCAGCACUUUGUGCUGGCGCUGCAGGGCUACCUGACCGGGCAGGUGCUGCAGGUCAGCUGGGCCGAGCUGCGCCGGGAGCUGCUGGUCAGCGUACACACGCUGGACGAGCUGCGGGCAGCGCACGUCGGCUACAUCAGACACGCCGCCAGACGGUGUCUGCUGAACGCCAAGUCGGAGCCCAUCAUGAAGAUUGUCCAGGACGUGCUGCGUAUUGUGCUCAAGUUUCACGCGCAGCUGAGCGCCGUCCAGUGGACGGUGGACGCCGACGGACAGGUGGUCCACCCGACGUUCGCGGCCGUGAUGAAAACGCACCGCCAGUUCAGCGGCUACUCUCGGUUCCUGUUCAAAGUUGUGAACAAGACCAAGGAUCGCUUCUACCAACCGCACCUGAACGAUCUUGCCAACCGCCUGAACUUCAACGGCUUCUACACAUCAGAUGUCGGGCCCGUCUAGCUCGCGAACCGCUGGGCGUCUUGCUCGGCUAGCUCACGAGUCACUGGACAUCGGGCCUGUUAGCUCACGAGUUACUGGACAUCGGGUCCUUAUAGCUCACGGGCCCCUGGAUGUCUGAUGAGUCAAGCUCAUGAGCCACUUUUAGAGCUCUAGACUUGAUGUGGAACUGAGGUACUUGUCGUUGCUAGGUGACACGUGUAGAUAUCAAGUAAAUUAAAUUCUUUCCCUUCUCGUCCGCUGUAUUUCUCCGACCUCUCGGCUAUUGUUCAUAACUAAAAGUGUCGUUUAAUUGUGAUGCCAAGACAUUUUAUAUAACUGUGUUGCUAUGUCGGUAAACAAAGAAAAUGUUGGUGUAUGCUUUAGUACCAGUGCCUGCUACUCAAACGUCUGUAUCUUUAAGUCGCGCACCUGUCUCAUAUUCCUCAUCUUCUUCGAAUACGUAGCUGAUUUUUGUCGAACUGAGUACCGUCAACACUUUUAUGGUGCAUCCGAUACAUUUGUAAGUUGUAAACAGGCGGCGAAGUUUGACACUAAUGGGUUUACCUCCUUGAAUCUCUGAGCCGUGUGCUCCUCCGCCGCUCCCGAGGGCCUGAUGUGCCCGGAUCGGUGGUACACGAGACCCGGAGACGCCACUGGUAAAGUCCUUGCGGCGAUUGAACUCUCUGUGAUGUGUGUUGAUGUGGGUUUGAUUAGAUGGGUUUUACCACAGCCCUGCAUCUGUUGCCUGAAAGACGGCGACCGUCCGCCGCUCCAGUCGGGUAGACUGUGCUCGCCAGACUGCAAUCCUGGUCCGCAAUGGGAGUUUGGGUGGUUGUGAUCGCCCCAGAGCUGACAGAAAUGAGGCGGUCUGCGGCCGGAGGGGUGUCUGGCCGUCGCGCUCGGGGCGUCUGUGCGCCAUGAAUUGGAAACUGGUACCGCCAGCUGUGCUGAAGUGAGAGAGUCUGGGCUGGAUAAGCACGGAUGUGUGGUCGGGUCGAAGUGGAUUUUCCAGUGCAGUGCUAUAGCAUCGAUCACAACGUUGAAACGUUAACGUCGUGACUGCUCGUUCGCCAAAAGUGCAGGAUGGUAGUGUAAAAUGUAAGGCGGAAAGUGUAGCAGUAUGAAUGGACGAUGUCUUCCGGUUUCCAAGUGAGAAGCCUGCACUCGAGCUGGUAAUGGGCUACUUAAUUUGUCAUGACACUUCUGUCACUCGAGCUUUGAGAAUGAGCGUACUACUUUCUACUUGUUAUUGGUCUCAUAUGUCAAGCUGUGGCUAGCAUUCCUUUGCUUUGUCGCCAUGAGUCGCUGAUCUUCUCAGUAUCAAACGCCAAGCUGACAUGGUUUAAGUGCCAACUAGUCUAAUGAUUUGAUGUUUCGUCUCUGGCUUAUGAUGGAUGCAGCAGCGUAUGUGUCGUAAUGUAAUGUGUCUUGUCAACUUAACCUUUGCGUACAUUCCUCGCAGUUGCUUGUAUUGUGAAGCUAUGGCAAAUACAUGACGUCAAUCAACC
Amphibalanus amphitrite is the source of this 2659-nucleotide messenger RNA. RefSeq names its product gamma-tubulin complex component 6-like. The record is from RefSeq and is a predicted model, not a curated record. Gene Ontology annotation, cellular component: equatorial microtubule organizing center; centrosome; gamma-tubulin complex. The transcript has 7 exons. Gene Ontology annotation, biological process: cytoplasmic microtubule organization; spindle assembly; microtubule nucleation. Lineage: Eukaryota; Metazoa; Arthropoda; Thecostraca; Balanomorpha; Balanidae. The annotation marks the transcript as partial. Gene Ontology annotation, molecular function: gamma-tubulin binding; microtubule minus-end binding.